Salvelinus fontinalis (brook trout) is the source of this 5383-nucleotide messenger RNA. It is a transcript of the gene col23a1a, whose product is annotated as collagen type XXIII alpha 1 chain a. Bases 331 to 2082 code for a protein of 583 amino acids. NCBI's taxonomy places the organism in Eukaryota, Metazoa, Chordata, Actinopteri, Salmoniformes, Salmonidae. The record is from RefSeq and is a predicted model, not a curated record. The transcript has 32 exons.
GAAGAAAUGUGACUGUUGCCUAAUUGCCCAUCUCAUCUAUCCACUCUAGCAGAGGAACGAAACGACCUGGGAUCGAGGACGCAAUUUAUCUGGUCUGCAUCCAGAUUGCUCCCAUCUGUGUCUGCCAUAUGCAAGCCACGCGAAACACGCAUAACAUUUCAGGCUGUUGUUCCAAGGCUAAUUUCGGACACCGCUUUGAACCCGGUGCAGUGUUAGGGUGAGUUGAAUGUGCAGCACCAGUACACUACAACUUUGACAGAGUUCAGUUACUAAAUGCGCAUAUUGAUCAAUUCACCAAUACCAUUUGUUCUCUAACUGGGAGUUAAAGUUAUGGAUUCAAAAGUGGAUAACAGGGAGAGCAAGGCAGCGCUCCGUCCAUGCGUGCCCAGGUCCCUUCUCAUGCGCUGUCUGGUGGGGUUCCCUACGGUGGUGUGUUUCAUGUUGUCCGUGAGCUCCAUAGCCGUGUGCCUGCUCAUGAGCUUAAAGACUUACCAACUGGAGAACCGACUGCAUGCGCUGGAGAUGGAGAAAAACACAGUGUUCAACCCGCCGGAGAGCGCCUUCAUGCGCGAGGAUGGGACUGUAAUACCGACGCUGAGGAGAUCUAUCGAGACGCUACUGCAAGAGAGACUGAGUGAAGUGAUGCCCAAGCUGCGCAUGGCGAGGGACAUCCCACAAGAGUGUUCCUGCCCACCAGGUCCUCCUGGAAAGCGUGGAAGGAUGGGCAGAAGAGGUGAUACCGGAGCUCCAGGCAAGACUGGGAGAGAUGGAUACCCGGGCCCGCUUGGCAUGGAUGGCAAACCAGGUCUCCCCGGUCCUAAAGGAAGUCAGGGACCAGCGGGACCCAAGGGAGAUAAGGGUGACCAAGGAGAUAUUGGUCCCAGGAUGGUCUUUCCCCGCUAUGACCAUGGCUUUAUGUCUGGUGACCAGUCCAACUUCCAGAGACGCUUAAUAAAGGGUGACCAAGGGUCUCCUGGCCCCAGAGGCCCUCCUGGAAACACGGGAAAAGACGGGCCCCGUGGCCCGGCUGGAGAACAGGGUUUCCCUGGUCGCGAUGGUAUGGAGGGCCAUGCAGGGUCACCUGGAAAGCCAGGUGAAGAUGGUGAAGCAGGAUACGCAGGACCACAGGGACCCCCAGGGUCAAAGGGCCAGGCUGGUGAGAGGGGCAUGGACGGACUCCCUGGGUUUAAGGGAGAUAAAGGAGAUAUCGGAGAGCAAGGAGCCCUGGGAGACAUGGGUUACCCUGGUGAGAAAGGGGUUCCAGGCUCUACUGAGGUCAUUGACUUCAAUGGGAAGCUGCUAGAAGCCUUCCAGGCCAUCCAGACCAUCAGUGUCAGGGGCCCACCAGGAUUACCAGGGUCCCCAGGUGGAAAGGGAGAGCUAGGCUUGCCUGGACCAUCUGGACUGGAUGGGGAGAAGGGUCCGAAGGGAGAUAUGGGGGAGACAGGCUCAAUCGGAGAGAAAGGAGAGAAAGGAGAGAUGGGUCUCUCUGGGCCAGGGGGAAUAGACGGACAGAAGGGAGAGAUGGGAGACUCCAGGCUGGAAGAUAACCUGGUUCAGAUGAUUUCUCAGCCGGGCCCUCCCGGCCCCCCAGGACUCCCCGGACCUCCAGGGUACAUGGGUCACCAUGGAAUGCCUGGCCCUAAGGGAGAGCCUGGAGACAGAGCUGAAGGGGAAAAGGGAGACAUUGGACCUGCUGGACUGAGGGGUAUGGACGGUCCUCAGGGUCCCCCUGGUCCCACAGGAUUGGUAGGUCUCCCAGGCACAAAAGGAGAGAAGGGCAAGUCCGGGGAGCCUGGAAUGGAUGGUUUCCCAGGCCUGAUUGGUGAGAAGGGAUCCCGGGGAGACAGAGGAGACAAGGGUGACCGGGGGACGAUGGGGAAGAGAGGUCUGAAGGGCGGGAAGGGGGAGCAGGGUCCUCCUGGACUGGACCAGCCCUGUCCUGUGGGUUCUAAUGGGACUAAAGGACUUUCUGAUGAAGGGGUACAGUCCACCCCUCCUCCUCUUCCUCCUUCUGGCCCUGAGCCCCCCUGUCCUUUGGGGCAAGAUGGACUGCCCAUACCAGGAUGUUGGCACAAGUGAUGACUAACAUCAAGCGUGGCCACUGUACAUAUUGAUAUGGUAUAUAUUGCAACUGAAUACUACAUUGCUUUUUUGUUAUUUUUUGCCUUUUUAUGGAAACGUUUUAUAUAAUAUAUUGAGCUUUUUUAAAAACACAGACUUUAGAUGUGAAGUAAAAUGUAGUAAAUGGAACACAGCCAUCUUAGAGCAACAACGGGUACGAGAAAUAUAGGAGCAAACAGACUCCUAACCUAACAGACAGACAGACUGAUGGGCGGAUGGACGGACAGACACACAUGUUGCUGGAGGGUUGAUGAAUAGGGAGAGUGGGUAAUGACUGCCUUACUAAUGGAGUCUCGUCUGCCCUGUUGCUGCCUGGCCCUGUUGCUGCCUGGCCCUGUUGCUGCCUGGCCCUGUUGCUGCCUGGCCCUGUUGCUGCCUGGCCCUGUUGCUGCCUGGCCCUGUUGCUGCCUGGCCCUGUUGCUGCCUGGCCCUGUUGCUGCCUGGCCCUGUUGCUGCCUGGGGGUGUGUGCUUGCUCCUCUCUGCUCGGUCCCAUGGAUGGACAGACCUCCUGGUGUUAUAGACAGAGGAGUGUAGGUCAGUGCUCUCUUCUCCUCUCUCUGUUUUUGAAAGGAGGAGACAGAAGCUCAAACGCAAAUGUCUCACUCUCUCACAGCCCUGAGGGGAGAGCAGGUCUGGAGGACAGAGAGAAGACAUGGGAGAGACAGACAGACAUGAGAGCACAAAGGACAGACAACCUCUAGAGAGUGACGGAACGGUUCUGUGCCAUUCAGUUCCAUUCGGAAUACUGAGAUCCUGUGUUAUGGAAACACACCAGGAGGGGGCGACACAGAACACUGCAUUUCCACCUUCACUUGAAGAGUGAUCUCACCAAUAAAUUCAUCACACUCACUGUUGGUUCUGGGCUACAGAGGCAAGGAUUUACCUAUGAUGUCACAUAAUAAUAAUAACAAUAAUAAUAAUAGUAGUGGUAGUAGUAAUACAAUUUUGUGGAUAUGAUGAAAGUGUUUUUAUGACAUCUUUAUUUUGUGUUUCCAUUUAAUAAAAUGCAUGAUCAACACAAGUCACAGCAUUAUAUAGCAUCAUGAAAACCUCUCCCAUACCAGCACACUAGGGCAAUCAUUUACUGAGGUAUGUAGUUUGCGAAGAGAAAUCUUUAAGUCUCUAACAGUCUUUCCAUUUACUUGUGGCUUAUUGGCAGUGAUGACAAGUGUGAUGUUUUAUUUUAUUCUAGUUGAGUUACAUUUGCAUUCCUGUGCAUGGACGUGUUUGUAUAAUAUACAGAUGCAUACUGAGUUCAUUGUGUUAAAUUCAAAUUCAGAACUGGAGCAAUUUGCAGUAUUCAGAAAUAUGCAGGAUUCCAUCAAUGAAGUUGAACAAAAGGUUUGAAUAUGAAGUCAUUUUGUGAUUAAUUUGGCUUUUAUCAGACAUAAGUCAAUUAGAAAUAUCACAUCAGUAUUUUCUGACAGUGUUGACAGUACAGUUUUGAAGUAUAUUGAAGGAUUAUCACUUAACCUUAGCUAAAAACACAUUUAGAUGAAAUACUGUUUUCUGAACAACAGUAUGGACUCUUGCUGCUGACAUAAAAUGUUAUUGUUUGUUUGUUUGUCUUAACCAAUGAGUUUAGUACAUUCGGACUGAAGUACAAUAAUGUACCCAAAGUCAUUGAUUUAACAAUAGUUGUAUUCAUUGGUACACAUUGGCACACCUUGACAAAAAGGUAGUCAUUGUUGGUUGGUUUAACUAUACCUACUUAUUUUUUUAUACAUUAUCACAUCAUGAAAGACAGAUUUUGAUCUCUUUUCAUUUGACGGUUUUGUUCUGAUUUACAUAUUUCUUUCUAACUUUAUGGAUUGUCUUUUGGAGAUCUAUCUUCUUGGUGCUCGAUCACUCUGUGUUUAGUCUUCUUGUAUGGUUCUCUAUCAACCCUACACACACACACACACACACACACACACACACACACACACACACACACACACACACACACACACACACACACACAUACACACACACACACACACACACACACCAUUUCAAUGUCAACAGCACAUGACUGAUAUAAGGAGCUUAUAACUUGUGAGUUUCAUUAUACUACAUUUAUGCUAUGAAAUGUAUGACUAUGGAAGUUAAUAAGCAAUUCUUUCAUUAUAUUGUACUUUACUAAUGCACAAGUUUCAGUAUUUUCAUUCACAAUGUGUUAUUUCCAACUAGGAUGUGGUGAUCAAUCAUAUUUGUUUCCUUUUUCAUUCUCAUUUAGUAUUGGACAUACUGUAUGCAGCAAUGUGCCUACCUUAAAAGUAAUUUAGUAUUGGACAUACUGUAUGCUGCAAUGUGCCUACCUUAAAGGUAAUUUAGUAUUGGACAUACUGUAUGCAGCAAUGUGCCUACCUUAAAGGUAAUUUAGUAUUGGACGUACUGUAUGCAGCAAUGUGCCUACCUUAAAGGUAAUUUAGUAUUGGACAUAAUGUAUGCAGCAAUGUGCCUUCCUUAAAGUGCAAUUCCAGUGCUUUUCAACCUAAUUUUCAUUAUCUCCAGCACAAUGCCAGUGUCUACAUAUGUGAAAACAGCGCAUUUCUACAUUUUGUAGAAAAAAAUAUAAAGUAAAAACGUUCUACCCUAUGACACAUUUAAAAAGAAUGAUAUUCAAACACUAUGAGAUUUGCUGUGGUGUAGGGAGCAAGAAAAUACCCUUUCUGGCUACGAAUUCAUUGCAGGUUUUGAAAAUCACAUAUUUCUUUACUUUUAAUCCUACCCUGAUAUAUCACAGAGCACCUUUCUUCUCAUCUUUCUUCUUUCACCUUUCUUCUUUUAAGCGCCUUUCCUCUCAUCUUUGUAAUCCUUAAGAGUAAAAAAAAAAGAAAGAUAUAUCUAGCUUAAACCGAUGGAUUUUGACUCCAGGGAGUCUUUGUAACCACAUAUCAUAGAAACACACUGUUUUCACAUAUGUAGACACUGAUAUGGUACUGGAGAUAAUGAAUAAGGUUGAAAUGUGGUGGAAUUGCCCUUUAACAAACUGAUGUUUCUCUGCAAUAUUACAUGUGUUUAUUUCUUUGGCAGAUAUCAUCAGUUUUUAUUUUUUUAAGGAAUAUUUGCCAUCCAUUAUUGACACAAUGUCUGAGAACAGUUUGGUGUGUUUCAUAAAAAUAAUUAGAUGAAUUAGAGUUUGUUAAUUUGGUUGUGUAUUUGGUUGUAAAAGAAUUAAGCUAUUUUUGUAACUGCUAUCGUUAUCUCUGUAUUAUGCCAAAUCUGGUCAAUUCAACAUGUAGACUGAAAUAAACUCCCUAAAAUAUACUGUUA